AUGGCGGCGUAUCACCCGCUGUGUGCCCUUCUGCAGCGAAGCGUCCUCACCGGUCAGGUAAAAAAAAGGGGCGACCAGUUUCACCGAGCCGUUGCCAUAAGCAGCCGAGUAGGUGGCGCAAAGAAACAGAAGAAGCUAAGCUCCAAAACGGCGAAACAUAUCAACUACGUGUUCGAGAAGAAGAAGAAGGCGGAUGAGGCCAUAAGCUUUAAUAGCCUAAAGAGGAGGAAGCUGAAGGAGGUGCCUUCUUCGCACUUUCACUUCAUUUGCCACCUUAAAAAUGGGGAAGUGCAAUCCGCGCGAAGGGGGAGCGCCUCGCUGCUGGGGGGGGUGGCCCCCGUGGGGGAGGCCACAACGGGGGGAGACCGCCCAAUUGGUGUAUCGCUUCCAACGGGGGAAGACCGCCUAAUUGGGAAAACCACAAUUGGUGAAUUGCGCCCAAUUGGUGAAUCGCUUCCAACGGGGGAAGACCGCCUAGUUAGGGAGACACCCAUCUGGGGCUCGUCCGCCGCCGGGGAGGCAUUCCAAUUCUUCCCGCGCGCAACGUUCCGGCAAGACAGGAGGGAGAAGGACCCGAAGAACACGAGCGCGCUGAGCAGCAUCGUCCAUUUGGGGAGGAACAAAGACAUCUGCAACACCUAUCUUAGAGCCAGCCUAAUGAACAUAUACCACGACGAGAAUCACAACCACGUAAUUCUAAAAAUGAUGAGGGAGGUGCAACACACACAUAUGUAUAUGAACAGCCGGCAGAUAAGUUUAAUCAUUUACAGCCUCUACCAGCACUUCUUCACCCAAGCAGUAAAACAGAUUCACGGAAAGGAUAACCCCUCGAACUGUGAGUGGUACUUAAAAUUAUUUUACAUUCUUGAGGAUGAUUUUUUUGUUCCCCCAGGGAAUAAGGGGGAGAGGUACCAAAGCGAUCUGCCCGUGGACAACAGCUUGAUGAGAAACCUCCUCAUAAGGUUAGCGAGAAAUGUAAAAACGCACAUGCAUUGUGAAGAUGACCUGAACACGCUGAGCAGAAUCGCCUUCGUCUACGCGUACUUCUCUGUGAGGGAUAACUCCCUCGUGGAGUUACUCAUUCGUAAAAUUUUCCUGUGCAUGGAUAUGAAAAAAAAUAAAAAAAUAAAAUAUUUUUCGCUAGCUGCUUUGGCCCUCGAAAAGUGGAAAUUGUACAGCGUUAAAUUUAUGCGUGCGUACUCUUCCCUUGUGGUAGAGACAGUUGAGAAGGUGACGCGGAAAGGGGAAGAGCUGCUUACCAACCGGAAGGAGAAGGAGAAGGGGAAAAAAAAAACGAAAUUAAAACAUGUCAACCUGUUCGAUGUGCACAAAAGGGAGAAGAAAAAAUUGCCGCUCAUCAGUUUGAAAGACAUUCUGACGUACUUGUAUGUGCUGAACAGGAACGACGUGAAGGACAAUCACUUUGUUGAGAGGCUGCUCAGAUAUGCAUGCUUAUUUUGGGGAGAUGACUGCGAAGCACAGGGAGGCAACUCCGGGGGGGGUCUCUCCCCCCCAUCUGUGAGCAAAAAAAGGGAAAGCUUCGACGAUGACCCUGCUUCGCAAAAGAAUAAGCUGCUAAGCAGCCCCGCAUUCCGUGGCGCCCUCUAUGCAAACAGGAGGAGACACAAAAACAGGAGUAACAUGAUGACGCUUUAUGAAUUGUACCGAAUUAGUAAGCGUGCUGCCCGCCGAAGGGAGGUGCCCCUCAGUUGUUUUGCAAAUCGGGUUUGGCUACACGGGGGGGGGGAGAAGGGGGCUCCCCGACCUGAGGAGGGAGGGGAAGGCAGCUUAGCAAUGCGCACCUUAGCAGUGCGCAACCUUCCGAUGAGUGACGAACCCGUCCAGCCAAGCAUAAACAGGGGGGAGAACAAUAGUGCAUUCUCCCCGCCCAGUUACGGGCCCGAGUCCACUGUCUUCAUCAACAAGCAACGCAGAUGGGUAAGCGUAUACAAAAAGGAAGUCAUCCCCAUGGCGAUUUUUAUGCACCACCUGACUCGGUAUGAUUACGCAUUUGUGAAGAAAAAAAAAGACUUUUCCAAAUUGACGAAACUGUACAGGGAUGUACUCCUCAAAAGUGACCUUGCAAAUCUUCACUUUUUUUACACCCACAAGAUUGUAAGAUUUUACAGGCACACAGAUAUGUGUAGCGACUUAACCACGACGUUGUACGCGUCCGCUCUUCAAAAAUGCAGACGAUAUAUUGCGUUAAAAAAUGCGGGCGUCCUCUCCGACGUGUGUGCACAGAACGUGUGCGCGGGGGUGGUCAUUUUCUACAUACAAGUUUUGAAAAGUAAAAUAAAAGAUGACCCCUUAACCGAAGCGUUAAGUGAAUUUUUGGUCAAAUUUUUUUCAACGUGUCAGCCUGAACAAGUCACCCAUCAAUUUUUAAUCCCCCCGCUGAAGCUGCUGAGCAUGUUGCAGGGUCUCCGUGUGAAAGUGGGCCCACGUAACGACAUCCGCUGCGUAACGCCGGAGGUUAAGGACAAAACGAAUGAAGUAAAAAUGAGGGGGUACAAUACGGGUGAGCUUCUACCCUGCAAUACGAACGACCAAACGGAUGAACAAAAAAACGACGUUAUGUCAAACGGACAAAAUGAGUUACCAUCACGUAGGACCAAGUUGCAACUUUUAAACGUAACCGUUGUGACAAUUUUAAAAGGGCUAAACUGGAACGACGUGGAUAGUUUUUUGCUGCUCAAAAGUUACAAAUACAUGAACAGAUUAACAUUAACUGGGCAGGAAAAAAAGGCAAAGUUUUGUAUGAACAUGGUCAGGCAAAAAAAUCAUUCCUUGUGCAGCGAAAUAACCCACGCGGUGAAAUCAAAAAUGAGCGACUUUAAUUGCGCAGAAUUGAUGAAGGUCUACCUCUACAGCGGAAAUAACUUUAAAAGGAAAACUCUCCUCUUGAGAAACUUCUUUACAAAUUUGUUGCUGUCAAAUGGGGGGAUUGUUCACAGAGGGGAUAACAACUUUUUCAUGUUGUUUUUUAAAACCGCCUUAGCGCAUGUGCACUUGGAUGGAGUAGGGGGGGAGAAAAAAAAAAAAAAAAAUUUAUAUAUUUUUAAAAAUUCCAACGAUGUGAUGAACAAACUGAUGGCGCUCAGUAGGAUUUACAUCUGCACACAUAUCGACAGCAUGCGGAGGAAGCACGUCUACUCACUAAUCAUGCACAGUCUUCUCUAUUUAUGUUCCCUUUUGCAAAAAGGAAAAAAUAAGGGGAAUUACCGUGCUGUGAGAGGCAACCCCAUUUCGCGAAUCCUUGUGGACAUUGCGAGCACCACGUUGAAGAGGUGGACUUUUGUGAACGACGAAAGGAGUCUACUCAUUUAUGUGUGUCUACUUUGUUUUCGCAACAUGGCGAGGAAAAAUAAAAAAAUAAAAAAUAUUUUUUUUAACAAAAAUGAUGAUAAGCAUUUUGUUGGGAAGUUGUCAAAAGUGUACGAAGAACAAGUUGAACAAAUCUGCCUCUCCGAGUUUGACCGCCCCACCACGACGUAUACGAACCCCUUGCUGCUCUUCCUUUUACUUAAACAUAAAAUAGUUUUACGUCACCAUAGGAGCAGGAAAGAUAUGCGAAUUGUGCAGAGGUUGGUCGGUAGUGGAACCCCGCUUCACCGCCUCAUGAUGAACGCGGCAAGUGACACUAAACUCAUGCAAGUCAUCCUGUACGCGAUAACGAAAAAUUAUUCCAUCCUGAUGGAGGAAGACCUUUUGGACGAUUUGCAUCUGCGCACAAGUGCUGUGCAGGAGCAGUCAACUAGGAACGGCACGACUUCCUCUUUCCCCCUGUUAACACAUAAUAACCCCGGAGACGUAAGCGAGUGGGUUGAACUGAUAAUGCGCACGUCAACUUGUGAAGGUCACCAUUUGGAUAACAGCAUCCUUUGCAAUUUUGUUGCACGUAAGAAGUCCGUGGAGCAGGCUGUAAAAGUCGCCUUAAGCAUGAACGUGUCGGAAACGUUUUGUUGGUAG
This is a messenger RNA of Plasmodium vivax (malaria parasite P. vivax), 3972 nucleotides long. RefSeq lists its product as hypothetical. The transcript has a single exon. The coding region runs from base 1 to 3972 and encodes 1323 amino acids. NCBI's taxonomy places the organism in Eukaryota, Apicomplexa, Aconoidasida, Haemosporida, Plasmodiidae. The record is from RefSeq and is a predicted model, not a curated record.